This is a messenger RNA of Papaver somniferum (opium poppy), 735 nucleotides long. RefSeq lists its product as uncharacterized. The coding region runs from base 1 to 735 and encodes 244 amino acids. NCBI's taxonomy places the organism in Eukaryota, Viridiplantae, Streptophyta, Magnoliopsida, Ranunculales, Papaveraceae. The transcript has a single exon. The record is from RefSeq and is a predicted model, not a curated record.
AUGGACAUUUCUAUAGUUUCAAAAUCCAUAAAUUGCAUCCAUUGUGUUAUAGAACCUCAUUUAUCCUCUCCAAGAUGGGAGCUUUUCUGUGUUUAUGGGCCUUCUGCUCAACAUCAUAGGAAUGGUUUUUGGAGACACAUGAACAACACUCUAGAAACUGUUGAAGGGGCAUGGUGCAUGAUAGGCGACUUAAACACCCUCAUGCAUCAAUACGAAAAGCAAGGUGGCUCAUCAACUACAGAUAUCAACUGCGAGGAAUUCAUAACUAUGAUAAGGGAAAGAGAUAUUCUUGAUCUUGGGUAUGCUGGACCUGCCUUCACUUGGUCUAACAAUUCCACCCUAAACAAUCCAACAUUUGAGAGACUUGACAGAGCAGUCUGUAACUCAGAAUGGAGAAUCCUUUUCUCAGAUGCUGCAGUCUUACACCUGCCGAGAAUCGAAAGUGAUCACUCACCCAUAAUCCUCAAUACUAUGAGGAAACCACCCAAGAGAAAACAAAACUAUAAGUUUGAGUUUUAUUGGGCUGAUCACCCACAGUUCAAAGAGGUAAUGCAAAAUAGCUGGUACAAUUCUGCAGGAAGCACAAUAUCAAGAUUAACAACGUUGGGUGAAGGUCUUUGGAAGUGGAGCAUGAAAACUUUUGGAGACACAAGAAGGGAGAUAGAAAUGGAGAAACAAAAGCUGAUUGAUCUGCAAUCAUCUUCACACCAGAGAGGAGGAGAAAGCCAUCUGUGA